UUCUUCCUCUUCUUCUCCCUUCUCUCCUCUCCUCUCCUCUUCUCUUCUUCUCUUCCUCUACUCCUGUCUCUCUGUCUUUUUUUUUCCCUCCUAGCCUCCGACUUGGUCUCCACUCUCUCCGUCAUCGCAAACCGAUCGGCCCCUUUCUGAAAGUCUCGCCCUGUCCAUCCUUGCUACUCCAUACAGGACUGCGGCGCCCUGUACUCCAAACGGUUUCGAAAAAUUGUUUUUAUCCCUUCGCUAUCGCCACCUGUAUAUUCUUAAAUUUUUUCCCCCUUUCUUGAAUCGUUUGCGAUUCGAUUGUUUCCAUCGAAAGAAUGGACUCCGCCGACAACUACGGCGUCUCUGCGGCGUCCGAUCCCACCACCACUACUACUACUACCACUACCAAUAAUACUACUUCGACGACCCCUGUUGUGUUGCAAUCAUCACCGGCUGGUGAGAGUGCGCUGCCGGUUGACAAUGAGGAUACCCCCGCCGUCAACCUGACGACAACAACGACGACGACGGACAAGAAGGAAGAGGAGAGUGGCAACAGUGUUUCUGAAGGAUCGAACCCAACGCAGACAACACAACAACAACAAGAAGAAGAAGGAAAAGAAAAAAAAACAGAAGAGCCGACAGAGCCGACAGAGACAGAACCAACUCAAGGAACCUCAGAGGUUGAUGUGUUGUCGGACGAGCACAAGCCUACCCCGGCCUCGGCCUCUGCUGGUCCUGCUGCGACCGACGCGCCGUCCGAAGCCGUCAAGGAGGUGGAAGAUGCCGGCCCGUCGCUUACCAUCACACUGCUCCUCAUCACGGGGACGAGGCACCAGUUGAAGAUUGAUGGGAAGUACCUGCGGAAACGGGCCGUCAGUGUGCCGGACCACGACCCGUUCGCGAUGAGCGUGUAUACGUUGAAGGAGUUGAUCUGGAGGGAUUGGCGGUCAGAUUGGGAACCUCGUCCCUCAUCGCCAAGCUCGAUCCGAUUGAUUUCGUUCGGGAAGCUGUUGGAUGAUAAUGCGCCGUUGUCUGACUCCAAGUUUAGCCAUGAUGCGCCAAACGUGAUUCAUAUGACGGUUAAGCCUCAGGAGGUCGUGGACGAAGAAGACGCCAAGGGAGGCAAGAACCAGCUCGGCCGCGAGAGAGAAGCCUCGGAGCGCAGCCCUGGCUGUCGCUGCAUCAUUCUAUAGUUGCCAGCCCGUCUGUCUUGCCCACUUUUUGCUUUUCCAUCAUUCACACUAUCUGUUUCGGUAGCCAUGCUGGGGCGUUUGGACUUUUCUUUCCUAUCAUUCCUCUAUCAUUCCUCUGGGACAGGUUUAUGG
Molecule: messenger RNA, 1307 nt
Organism: Penicilliopsis zonata CBS 506.65
Lineage: Eukaryota; Fungi; Ascomycota; Eurotiomycetes; Eurotiales; Aspergillaceae
Exons: 3
Coding region: 318-1175 (285 amino acids)
Source: RefSeq, a predicted model, not a curated record